Dentiscutata heterogama is the source of this 2874-nucleotide messenger RNA. NCBI's taxonomy places the organism in Eukaryota, Fungi, Glomeromycota, Glomeromycetes, Diversisporales, Gigasporaceae. The record is from the annotation of a GenBank genome assembly.
AUGUGGUGCUUGGGAAAUGCAAGUAAAUCAAACCUCAGGGUUAUGAUGUUGAUCGAAGUUAAAACGUCAAUUCAAAAAAAGUUGUUAGCACCAAAGUUCUUACAUCAAUACAAGAAUGCAGCGAAAAUAAUAGAUGGAAAGGUUAUCGCAAAGUCCAUUCGAGAAAAAAUAUCCGAUGAAGUUUAUCAAUUGAAAAGAAAGUACCUUAGCUUUAAGCCUCGACUUGCGAUUGUUCAGGUUGGAAAUAGGGAAGAUUCUGUAGCAUAUGUGAAACAGAAAGAACAAGCCGCCAGAGAGGCUGGAAUUGAUUUUAUUUUACAAAAAAGGGACGAGUCAAUUACCGCGAAUGAGCUCUCGAAAUUGGUUCGUGAGCUAAACCAAGAUCCAUCGAUUCAUGGAGUGUUGGUUCAGCUUCCUUUACCGGAACAUAUUGAUGAAAGAUGUGUUAUUGAAUCUAUUGAUCCAAAAAAAGAUGUUGAUGGAUUUCAUACAAAUAAUAUCGGAAGAUUGGUUAAAAGACACGACGAUCCUAUAUUUUUACCAUGCACACCUAAAGCAAUUAUCGAAUUAUUGGAUCAAACUGGAAUUAAUAUUUCAAGAAAGCGCGCAGUCGUGGUUGGCCGUAGUGAUAUUGUGGGAUUUCCCACAUUUACACUAUUAUUGAAAAGAAAUUCUACAGUUACGUUGUGCCAUUCCAUGACGGCCAACCUUCCCGAGAUUGUUAAAACAGCCGAAAUCCUAGUGGUGGCUAUUGGAAAAGCCGAAUUCAUAAAAGGCGAUUGGAUAAAUCCUGGUGCUGUAGUCAUCGAUGUUGGAACUAAUGCGAUAAAAGGCGAUGUAGAAUUUUCAUCCGCCUCUGCAGUAGCAUCUUAUAUAACACCAGUUCCUGGUGGUGUAGCUCCGGUGACAGUUGCAAUGUUAUUAAAAAACACAGUAGAAAGUGCCAAAAGGUUUCUGAAAGAAAGUAACGAACGCAAGAUAUCCACAUUGACACUGAAACGGGUUGUACCUGUUCAAAGCGAUAUCGAUAUCGCAACUUCACAUACACCUAAAUCUAUUAAAGUUCUGGCUAAAGAAUUAGGGCUGGCUUCAAAUGAAAUUGAAUUAUAUGGACAAUACAAAGCCAAAGUAAGUCUUUCAGUUAUUGAAAGAUUGAAAUCGCGAAAAAAUGGAAAAUAUAUUAUUGUAACAGGUAUAACGCCAACACCAUUAGGUGAAGGAAAAUCUAUAACCACCCUUGGUAUAGCACAAGCAUUGAGUGCUCAUUUGGGGAAACUUUCAUUUGCAUGUGUUAGGCAACCUUCACAAGGACCAACAUUUGGCAUCAAAGGAGGAGCUGCGGGUGGUGGAUAUUCUCAAGUGAUACCAAUGGACGAAUUCAAUUUACAUUUAACGGGAGAUAUACAUGCUGUUACCGCAGCAAACAAUCUGUUAGCCGCUGCGAUUGAUGCACGAAUGUUUCAUGAAAAUACUCAGACAGAUAAGGCCCUUUUCAAUCGCUUAUGCACUGCUAAAAAUGGUGUUCGUGUCUUUGCCCCCGUAAUGUUGAAACGAUUACGAAAACUUGGAAUUGAUAAAACCGAUCCCAACGAUUUAACUCCUGAAGAAAUUAGCAAGUUUGUUAGAUUAGACAUUGAUCCCGAAACUAUUACAUGGCAAAGAGUAAUUGACACAAAUGAUCGAUUCUUACGGCGCAUUACUAUAGGUCAAAAUCCAACAGAGAAAGGUCAAACACGAUCAACAGGUUUUGACAUUUCGGUGGCCUCUGAAUGUAUGGCGGUACUUGCAUUAAGUACUUCUCUUGAAGACUUACGGGAGAGAUUAGGUAGAAUGGUCGUUGCUACGAAUAAAGCUGGAGACACACCUAUAACAGCAGAUGAUCUUGGUAUAGGAGGUGCAUUAACAGUAUUAAUGAAGGAUGCAAUCAAACCAAACCUUAUGCAGACUUUAGAAGGAACACCCGUGUUUGUUCAUGCUGGACCAUUUGCAAAUAUUGCGCAUGGAAAUAGUUCCAUAUUAGCAGAUAAGAUUGCAUUAAAAUUAGUGGGAGUUGAGUGUGAUUCAGAAGGAAAUCCAGUAGAAGGAAGCGAAGAAGGUUAUGUGAUAACAGAAGCAGGAUUUGGUACUGAUAUUGGAAUGGAAAAGUUCUUUAAUAUCAAAUGCAGGCUAUCAGGGUUGGUACCUGAUUGUGUUGUUAUAGUUUCUACAAUUAGAGCUUUGAAAAUGCAUGGUGGUGGACCUGAAAUUACGUUCGGAAACCCAUUACAUGAAACUUAUUUAAGUGAAAAUCUCGAGUUAUUGGAAAAAGGAUGCGUCAAUCUUGUUAAGCACAUCCAAAACGCAAGAAAAUAUGGCUUGCCAGUUGUAGUUUCCAUUAAUAAAUUCACAUCUGACACACAAGCUGAACUUGAAUUAACUCGUAAGAUUGCAAUAGAAGCGGGUGCAAGUGACGCGAUACCAGCGACACAUUGGGCGUUAGGAGGGGAGGGAGCAAUAGAUUUGGGAAAAGCGAUCAUUAAAGCGACAACUGAUAAAACGGAGAAACGAGAAUUCAGGUUUUUAUAUGACAUAAACAAACCAAUUAUCGAAAAAAUUGAGAUUAUUGCAAAAGAAAUGUAUGGAGCUGAUGGAAUAGAGUUGAGUAAGAAAGCUAUUGAAAAAGUUGAAAGAUAUACUAAACAGGGAUUUGUAAACUUACCAAUAUGUAUGGCCAAAACGCAUUUAUCUCUUUCACAUGAUCCAAAACUUAAAGGUGUGCCUACAGGAUUUACAGUGCCAAUACGAGACAUUCGAGCAUCAAUUGGAGCAGGAUUUUUAUAUUCAUUGUUAGGGGAAAUGCCAACUAUACCCGGAUUACCUACUGUGAGUAAUUAA